AUGGAUAUGAGCUCUUCAAGUAACAGUACAUGUCAGAUGUCUGACAUGUUAUGGAAUUGGGAUGUGAUAGACACAUGCUUCAUCUCAUCCGGAUGGCACAACACAACUCGAGGAGCCUUCGCAGCCUCAUGUGUCGGCGUGGUAUUCAUGGCUAUUCUCUUAGAACUCUUACGGCGAAUAUCAAGGGAUUACGACCAACUCAUUCUCAAACAACUGUCCACCGUAUCUAUCAAACUCCAGAACCACCGUCCUAGAAGAGCAACACCUUUACAACAACUCAUCCGAUCGUUAAUACACGUCGCGAUAUUUGGCUUAGCAUACCUGUUGAUGUUGUUGGUCAUGUCCUAUAAUGGAUAUUUGAUCUUCUCGAUAUUGAUAGGAGCGGGUAUAGGGAAAUUCUUCUGCGAUUGGUUAGUCCUAGGUGUGGAAAGUACGACGAAUGAGGAGGAACCAACGGUGUGUUGUGGUUAG
Messenger RNA from Kwoniella botswanensis, 471 nucleotides. RefSeq lists its product as uncharacterized. Gene Ontology annotation, biological process: copper ion transmembrane transport. The transcript has 3 exons. The record is from RefSeq and is a predicted model, not a curated record. Gene Ontology annotation, molecular function: copper ion transmembrane transporter activity. NCBI's taxonomy places the organism in Eukaryota, Fungi, Basidiomycota, Tremellomycetes, Tremellales, Cryptococcaceae. Gene Ontology annotation, cellular component: plasma membrane. The coding region runs from base 1 to 471 and encodes 156 amino acids.